AUGUCUUCUCCAAAGACCCGUCUUUCGGGCCUGCUGGGCCAUUUCCUCCCUUCUUCUUCGUCUCAGACGCAGACGCAGACGCAGACUGAGACUGCUUCUGCGAAGGAGUCGGACUCUCCCUCUCGACCUGUAAACUAUCACACCCUUUCUCCAACAUUUUUCCUCCCGCGCGCUGCUGCGAUUGAACCCGAGGCAGAAGCAAUCUACCACGUCACCGCAAACAAAAAGACGAUUCGAAGGACCUAUCUCCAGACGGCGGAUCGCGCCCGUGGCCUGGCGUACUAUCUCAAGAAGCAUGGCUUCAAGAGAGUCGGGAUCCUUGCCCCAAACACCCCGGCGUUCCUCGAGUCGAUUUUUGGUAUUGCUGCUGCGGGGGCUGUGAAUAUUGCGGUCAACUACCGCCUCAAACCCGACGAUGUCGCCUACAUCUUCACCCACUCCGACGCGGACGCCAUCAUCGUCGACCACGAGUUUGUGCACCUCCUCGAUUCGUACAGACGGGAGCACCCGGACGUGCCAUUCAUCGUGGACACGGACACAAAUGCCACGGAGGGCGAGCUCAGCGGUCCCUUUGACAAGGCCGUCCUCGAGGGCUUGGAAUAUGACGCCGAGACCGGUGCGAAGGGCUGGGAAGGCCUCGAGGCCCAUGCCCCUGACGAAGACGACGUUAUUGCGCUCGCGUACACGAGCGGGACGACGGCACGGCCCAAGGGCGUUGAGUACACGCAUCGCGGGUGCUAUCUCGCUGCGAUGGGGAAUGUCAUUGAGUCUGGGUUGAAUUUUCAUACGGGCCGCUGUCGAUAUCUCUGGACGUUGCCUAUGUUUCAUGCUAUGGGAUGGACAUUCCCCUGGGCGGUCACGGCCGUUCGAGGCACGCACUACUGUCUACGCAAGAUCGACUACCCGUUCAUCUGGCAUCUGCUCAAGAAUGAACACAUCACGCAUUUCAAUGCCGCCCCGACGGUCAACACUCUGCUGUGCGCCGCAAAGGAGGCGGAGAGGCUCCCGAACCCUGUCCGAGUGACGGUGGCAGCUAGUCCGCCCACAGCCCAUCUCUUCGAGCAGAUGACGAACCUGAACCUGCAUCCCGUCCACGUGUAUGGCAUGACGGAGACAUACGGCCCCAUCACCAAGGGCUACCAUAUGCCCGCUUGGGAGACGCUGCCGCCCAAGGAGAAGUAUCAGAAGAUGGCGCGACAGGGCCAUGGGUUCGUCACCAGUCUUCCUGUUCGCGUCAUCAAGACUGAUGUCCCCGAGGGGACUGUCAUCGAUGUGGAACGUAACGGUCUCGAGCUGGGCGAAAUCGUCUUUCAGGGCAACAUCUGUGCCAAGGGCUACUAUAAGGAUCCUGAGGCCACGCGGAAGCUCUUUGCUGGCGGUGUGCUCCAUUCGGGCGACCUGGCCGUCUGGCAUCCCGACGGGGCUAUUCAGAUCUUGGAUCGCGCAAAGGACAUCAUCAUCAGCGGCGGCGAGAACAUCUCCUCCUUAGCGCUGGAGUCCAUGCUGGUCACGCAUCCCGACAUCCUCGAGGCCGGCGUGGUGGCCGUCCCCGACGAACAAUGGGGCGAACGGCCGAAAGCGUUCGUCACCAUCAAACCCGGUCGCAGUGUCGAGGGCAAGGACAUCAUCGAGUGGGCCAGGAACGUCAGCGGAAUCAGCAAGUUCAUGGUCCCUCGCGAGGUCGAGGUCGUGCCGGAGCUGCCCAAGACGAGCACGGGGAAGAUCAAGAAGAAUGUCCUGCGGGAGUGGGCGAAGGGUGCGGAUAGGAAACUGGUGCAGUGA
This is a messenger RNA of Rasamsonia emersonii CBS 393.64, 1782 nucleotides long. RefSeq names its product AMP-binding domain protein. The coding region runs from base 1 to 1782 and encodes 593 amino acids. Lineage: Eukaryota; Fungi; Ascomycota; Eurotiomycetes; Eurotiales; Trichocomaceae. The record is from RefSeq and is a predicted model, not a curated record. The transcript has 5 exons.